AUGGAAGCGGGUGAGAAGUCGCCAGUAUCGGAAGAUCUCUCCUAUCAGGCUGUUGGAGACCUUGGAAACAGCAGGGAAGGCACCAUCCCAAAGCCUGAACCUGACUGGGCAGAGCUGGAAACAGAAUCUAACAAUCCCAUGGAGAAAUGGUCCAACCUUCAGGCUGCACUGCUCAGAUACAAUGGUCAUGGAUGGGUGCCUGAAAAGGAAAGAAAGGAGGAAGAGGGAGAAACUCCUAACAAUGGGAAUUAUAAACAAUUGUCUGGGGACGUAAAAGUGGAAUAUCAACUUCUCCAAGUGCCUGAGCAGGAAGAGGUUUUGGAAGAUAAGAGGAAAACUGCAAGGCAGAAGAAUAGAAUUCCAUCCGGAAACAGUCUAAAUGAGCCGGUUUUCCACAUGCCAAGUGAUAAAAACACCAGCAAGAGACACUUGACGUGCAGCAAGUGUGGAGAAAGCUGCAGCAGCACCUCCAGCCUCAUUGUUCACAAGAGAAUCCACACAGAAGAGAAGCCCUACAUAUGCCUGAGCUGCGGGAAGACAUUUGGGAAGAAAUCUACGCUCGUUAUCCACGAGAGAAUCCACACCCAGGAGAAACCAUACAAAUGUCCUGUCUGUGGGAGGAGCUUCAGCCAAACCUCCAGCCUCACGGCCCACGAGAGGAUCCACACGGAAGAGAAGCCAUUUGAGUGUUCGGCAUGCGGGAAGAGCUUUAGUGUGAAAUCCAGCCUGGUCGCCCACGAGAGAAUCCACACGGGAGAGAAGCCCUACAAGUGCUCUGACUGUGGGAAAAGCUUCGGCCACGUCUCUGCUCUCAUCGCACAUGUGAGGACCCACAGAGGCGAGAAACCCUUUGCUUGCUCCGCGUGCGGGAAGUGCUUCAGCCAGAGCUCGAACCUCAUUGUGCAUGAAAGAAUCCACACCGGAGAGAAGCCGUACCAAUGCUCUGAGUGCGGGAGGAGCUUCAACUGCAGCUCGAUCCUUAUUAGGCAUCAGAGAAUCCACAACGAGGACAACCCAUACGAGUGCUCGGACUGUGGGAAAAACCUGAGCUGUAGCGCCAGCCUCAUUAGACAUCAGAGAACCCACACAGGAGAGAAGCCCUUCGAACGCUUAGACUGUGGGGGGAGUCUGAGUGUGAAAUCCGGCCUCAGUGACCGCCAGAGAAUCCACACGGGUGAGAAAACCUAUAAAUGUACAGAGUGUCCGAAGGGCGGCUGUGUGAGGCCAUGCCUCGGUGCGGAUGGGAGGAUCCAUGGAGGAGAAAAGCCAUACGACUGCGCAGAUUGCGGGAAGAGCUUCGCCAGGAAUUCAAACCUCAUUAGACACCGGAGGAUCCAUACGGGUGAGAAACCAUACAACUGCACAGACUGUGGGAAAAGCUUCCUCUUGAGCUCAGACCUUCUUGUCCAUCAGAGAACGCACACAGGAGAGAAGCCGUACCAGUGCUCAGACUGCGGCAAGCUCUUCAGCUGGAGUUCUCAGCUCCACGUGCACCGGAGAAUCCACACAGGAGAGAAGCCCUAUGGAUGCUCAGACUGCGGCAAGAGCUUCACUUGUAGUUCAGGCCUGGCUAGGCAUCGGAGGACUCACACAGGAAAGAAAGAGAAGCAAAGCCCAGAAAGCUGUGUACUUCUCAAAGGAGGAGUGGGCUUUUUUGAAUCUGGGUCAAAGGAAGUCAUGGCAGAGCACUGUGGGAAGCUGGACUCUGGAUAUGGGUCUUUCAUGGCUUGA
Molecule: messenger RNA, 1731 nt
Organism: Gekko japonicus
Lineage: Eukaryota; Metazoa; Chordata; Lepidosauria; Squamata; Gekkonidae
Product: zinc finger protein 883-like
Exons: 5
Coding region: 1-1731 (576 amino acids)
Biological process (GO): negative regulation of transcription by RNA polymerase II
Molecular function (GO): DNA-binding transcription repressor activity, RNA polymerase II-specific
Source: RefSeq, a predicted model, not a curated record